Alternaria arborescens is the source of this 1464-nucleotide messenger RNA. RefSeq lists its product as hypothetical. The coding region runs from base 1 to 1464 and encodes 487 amino acids. The record is from RefSeq and is a predicted model, not a curated record. Lineage: Eukaryota; Fungi; Ascomycota; Dothideomycetes; Pleosporales; Pleosporaceae. The transcript has a single exon.
AUGUCCGGCAUGUCUAAUGACCCGCGCGUUCCCUUCCAGGCGCCAUGGGUCCCGCCCAGCUCUGCCCCUCAGACCAGCCAUGAGCAACAUGGCUCAGGUACCGCCGAGUCGAACUCAAUCCCACAGCCAUUGACGCCUACAGCGACGGCCAGACAGUCGGUACCCUUGGGCGUCUUCUCGACCCUUUUGGGCAACAACACCACGUCUACACUUAGUGCUCAGCCUAUACUGUCGAGCGAACCUGUCCUCGCCCACACGCAACCACUAGAUGCACCAGAAGGCACCUCUGACCUGACAGCGAGCUCGGGCUCAGUGCCCAGUGCAACCACUACCCUGACCAACACAAUCCCACCGACCCAGUCUGCUGCAUUGCGCGCUCUGAACGCACCUGCCUUCCACUCGUCGCCCUCUAAGAGCAAGUCGGCAAAGUCCACUUCUAGUCGGACAACUGUCACUAGCCAGCCCGUCGUAGUACGCACAUACUCGGCAUCGCGGCACGCAUCGCGCCCUGGUUCCGGCUUCAACACGCCACGCUCGUUUGCGAUGAACGGUCAGAAUCAUGCUUCAGCCCUGUCGGCUGGUCUGGCAGGCAGGACCGAGCAACUACCCUCCGCUGACGAAUUCUCCUUCUCGGCCAUCCUUCGUGCCGUUGACCCUGAGAUCAGAGAUGCCAUCGAUGCCAUAGCCGAGAUCUGCGCCAGAAGCAGAAUGAGUCUAGCUGACGAGUACGACUCUCAUCUACCACCACAGGGAGAAAUAACUGGUGGGGGUUCGGCAUGGGCUACCAGCACAGGAGCCUUGGCGGGACGAGGUCGUCUAAAUAGAAUCAGUCAAGGGUGGACUGCUGCAGACAACACGCUUAUGGCUGUGCCUGAAGCAAGCAGCUCCAGCGAAAGGUUGGCGCAAGAUGGUAGGGCGGAGAGUAGUAAGAAACGUAGUCAGUCAGCAUAUGGCAGCCUGAAGAGUGUCAUUAGUGGUGGUAGUGGGAAGAGAAAGGCCAUAGAUGGCGACACUUUCCGGGAGCAAGAGGCUGGCAGCUCGAAACAGCUUCAAACUCAAGACACAGGUCCGGCUUGGGCGGUUCAAGCCUCCACCUCUUCUUCACAUCCAGCCAUCACCGUUGCCGCACCUACAGCAUCGAAGCACCUUUCCCUAGAUACUUCAUCGGCGAUGCAGGACAUCGUCAGGGAUACCGAUGGAUCGUUGAGUGCUCGGUCCCAGACUGCUACACCCCGAAGAACUCCUUCACACCAACGUGGGGCGUCUAUGCGUAGUCUCCCAGCGUCACGAACGCACUCUGGCGCCUUGGGCUCUAUCAAAUCUUGGCUGCCAUGGCCCCGACCAUCGCGUCUCGAUCAUAACAGCCGAUCAGAAUUAGCAAAAGCCGAAGAUCGACUAAGGGAUAUGUUGAUAUCUUCUUCCCAAACCCUCGGGAAAGGUAAAGGAACAGUCCGCGUCAUUUGA